This is a messenger RNA of Seriola aureovittata, 2560 nucleotides long. Its product is annotated as histamine N-methyltransferase A-like. The transcript has 7 exons. Gene Ontology annotation, molecular function: N-methyltransferase activity. NCBI's taxonomy places the organism in Eukaryota, Metazoa, Chordata, Actinopteri, Carangiformes, Carangidae. The record is from RefSeq and is a predicted model, not a curated record. Bases 157 to 1029 code for a protein of 290 amino acids.
CUCAGCCAAAGUUCAUCUUUCAAGGGUUAUGCAACGCUUAUGGGAAGGACCCAGUCAGCCUGUGGGAGGGGGAGAGUGUUGUAGCUCUGCAACUUGAAAGAGUGGGAAAGCAAUUGACUCAGUGUCCUUACCCUCCACACAUUCAAGGGAUCAGCCAUGGCUGCAGAGGCAAAGCAGUCGUGUUAUGAGGGCAGUGGUGUCCAAAGCUUUCAGUUCUACCUGGAAAAGUCAGGAGAACACGAGGCCAUUCUCCAGUGUGUUCAGAGCAUCCUGCCAGGAGAAUUUAAAAGAAUUGGAGCAGGUAAAAGCGGCCUGGAUGUCCUUGGCGUUGGAAGUGGUGGAGGGGAGUUGGAUGUCCAGAUGCUCUCUGUACUGCAGUCUACAUUCCCUGCUCUUCCUAUCACUGCUGACAUUGUGGAGGGCAGCUCUCAGCUCUCAGAUAACUUCAAAGCUUUGGUAUCAAAGACCACCAACCUUCAGAAGAUCACAUUCGCUUGGCAUGUCAUGCACAGUGAGGACUAUGAGAAGCAAGUGAAAGCAAAGGGAGACGUGAAGAAAUUUGACUUCAUACACAUGAUUCAGAUGAUCUACUAUGUGAAUAACCUCGCUGAAACUAUCAAGUUCUACCACAGUCUUCUAAAAAACAAUGGCAGACUUAUGAUCAUCAUUGAAACAGCCAAAGGUGGCUGGGACACCCUGUGGAAGACGUACAAGAAGGAGCUCUGCAUCGACGCCAUCACAGAGUACCGCUCAUCAGCGGAGGUGCUCGCAUGCCUAAAGAGCCAGGGUCUGAAAUAUGAGGAGCACAUCAUUCACAACACCUUCGACAUCACUGAGUGCUUCGAUACGAGCAGCGCGACUGGAGAACGUCUGCUGAAUUUCAUGACAGCCAGAGAUCACUUCUACCAAUCCUUCACCCCGGAGAUCAGAGCAGGCAUGUUAGACCUUCUCAGAAACAAGUGCAGCACUGAGAAAGAUGGCAGGGUAUCCUUCAACAGCAGUUUGAGCUGCAUUCUCAUUUAUGCUUGAGUACAUAAUUCCUCUUACAUUCAGUUAACGCUGAUAUUUCUUCACAUUAACAGUGUAGCUGUGUCUCCAUUCAGAGGAGGCAUUUGAAUAAAGGAUUGCGUCACAGCGGCACGACAAGGCUGUCCUAUUUCGAAGGCUCCUUCAACUGCAGCCGAGAAAUGUGUCCCUCAUUUCCCUGGCAACAAAGGAUCCAGCAAGUAGAUCCUUGGCAGCUAAACCUAUCCCAAGAUUCAUUGCGCGAAUCACUUUCAAAAGAAUUUUCCACAAACAAAGCAGAGGCUGAGGAUGAAUAAGAAAUCCUCUGUAGACCUGACCGUUUCCUUUCAGUUCAGCCUUUGCAGCUUACAUUGGCUGGACCACGUCCUUUGAAAGAUACGGCCCCUGAAUUGAGACAACUUAUAUUUCCCUUUUGCUAAAAUUGACUAUUUGCUGUAGUUUUGAGUCUCUUCAGCCUAUAUACACCAAACCUUUUAUGAUGGUUUACAAAAUUAUCAAUAAAAACAAUUUAUGCACUAUAUGAUGAUUAAAAUGGCUGCCAAAGACUGUUCAUGCUUUACAAAGCUUUAUAUCUUUAGAAAACCAACUAAAUAGUCUUUAUUGACUGACACACAAUUUUAGCUAUGCAGGAAUCUUGAAUCAAUUUCAUCGACGCUAGAUGGACCUUUUUCUAACAUAUGGAGAAAUUUAUUAUUAUGACCUUUAAUAAUAGAGCCAAUAUUUUGGAUUUCACGACUGCAGCUUUAGUGUUUCACUGCUCUCACGGUUUUCUUUUUUUUUUUUAAAUCAGUUAGCAACUAGUUUGACCAGCUAGAAAGGUAGCCCCAGUACCACAAGGUCCCAUAGAAAAGCUCAGGGAAGUGGCUGCACGCUCCAGUUUGACUGAGGUGGGGCGGUUUAUCAGAAAUACAUUUGCAAACCCAACCAGUUAAUUGGCUUCCUGUAAAAUUGAAAAAUACAGUUUGAAAACACUUAGGAUAAAACAUAAAUCUCACCUUUGUGUCGCUUGAAGUUUGUUUUCAAGAAUGGAAUGAACUUGCUGUUGCUCUUGUGUCAGAUAGCCACACCCUCUUCAACUGUGGUUCUCACCAACCUUUAAGUAGCAGCCUCCAUUGUGUCCAUUGCUGCACUAGAGAACUGACUUGGACAAGCAACAUAAUGGUGAGAUUUAUGCUUUAUCUGAAGCAUAAAUUUCAUCAUUUGUAAACAGUAUUAAUACUUACAGGAUGAGGAAUAACUAGUUGGGUUUGCAAAUGUAUGUCUGGUUAACUGCAGUGCAGCACAUGGGUGCUUCCUGGAGCUUUUCUAUGGGACCUUCUGUGACUCCAGAUGUUAGUGGAGGCUAAAAACAGAGCUAAGAGGAGUAAAUAUUACACCUACAUUUAUCAGUUGGUCAGAAACAUGGCUCCAAAUGAAUGCUACUGUUGCUCUGUAUCUGCUGUAUGUAUAAGUAGGCAGCUGUUCGCUUGCAAGUCUGCAACAUUAAAUCAGUUAGAGUAAGUGUAAGCAUGUAAAUAAAGUUAAAGGGAUCUCA